Heterobasidion irregulare TC 32-1 is the source of this 741-nucleotide messenger RNA. RefSeq lists its product as uncharacterized. The record is from RefSeq and is a predicted model, not a curated record. Gene Ontology annotation, cellular component: U2-type catalytic step 1 spliceosome. The transcript is spliced from 4 exons. The annotation marks the transcript as partial. Lineage: Eukaryota; Fungi; Basidiomycota; Agaricomycetes; Russulales; Bondarzewiaceae. Gene Ontology annotation, biological process: mRNA splicing, via spliceosome.
GUCCUCAACAAGUACUUCCCGCCCGACUUCGAUCCUGCUCUUAUACCCCGCCGCAAACAACCCAAGAAUGCACAACAAGUUGUCCGUCUCAUGGCACCCUUCUCAAUGCGUUGCAACACGUGCGGAGAGUAUAUCUACAAGGGCAAAAAGUUCAACGCGAGAAAGGAGACCGUCGAAGGAGAGGAUUAUUAUGGUAUCAAGAUAUUCCGGUUCUACAUUAAAUGCACUCUCUGUUCUGCUGAGAUCACGUUCAAGACAGAUCCUAAGAACACAGACUACUCCGCUGAGCAUGGCGCCUCUCGUAAUUUCGAACCUUGGAGAGAAGAGAAGGCUGUCGAAGAGGAGGACCGACUGGCGAAGCUAGAGGAGGAAGAGAACAACCCGAUGAAGGUGUUAGAGAACAGGACGACGGACUCAAAGCGGGAGAUGGACAUUCUUGAUGCGCUGCAGGACAUCCGCGCUCGAAACGCUCGAAACGAGCGCGUAGGACACUCGACGGAUUUAUUGGAGAAGAUUGGGGUGCAAGAAGAUUGGGAUGAAGAGGACGAACAGAAGAAGCGGGAGCAAGAGGAGGACGAAGCGCUGGUCAGGCAAGUUUUCUCGAAAGUCGCUGUCCCCACUGCUGGCCCCUCUCGCUCUCCCGAAAAUGCACCCUCCGACCCAGAUAAGAAGAAAGCGAACGCUCCCAAAUCGUUGGGAAUAAAGCUGGUCAAGAAACCCAAGGUGAAAGCGAUCUCAUGA